This is a messenger RNA of Egretta garzetta (little egret), 5710 nucleotides long. RefSeq names its product RAB27B, member RAS oncogene family (gene RAB27B). NCBI's taxonomy places the organism in Eukaryota, Metazoa, Chordata, Aves, Pelecaniformes, Ardeidae. The record is from RefSeq and is a predicted model, not a curated record. Gene Ontology annotation, molecular function: GTPase activity; GTP binding. Bases 16 to 672 code for a protein of 218 amino acids. Gene Ontology annotation, cellular component: secretory granule; melanosome. Gene Ontology annotation, biological process: positive regulation of exocytosis; melanosome transport. The transcript has 5 exons.
CUAAAAAUUAGCACUAUGACUGAUGGAGACUAUGAUUAUCUGAUCAAACUGCUGGCCCUUGGAGACUCGGGGGUUGGAAAAACAACGUUCCUGUACAGAUACACCGAUAACAAAUUUAAUCCAAAAUUCAUCACGACAGUAGGGAUAGAUUUUCGGGAAAAACGAGUGGUGUACAACAGCAGAGGACCAAAUGGAUCUCCAGGAAAAGCCUUCAAGGUACAUCUCCAGCUUUGGGACACAGCCGGCCAGGAAAGGUUUCGAAGUCUCACCACAGCUUUUUUCAGAGAUGCUAUGGGCUUUUUACUAAUGUUUGAUCUCACCAGUCAACAGAGCUUCUUAAAUGUCAGAAAUUGGAUGAGUCAGCUGCAAGCCAAUGCAUAUUGUGAGAACCCAGAUAUAGUCUUAAUUGGUAAUAAAGCUGAUUUAUCAGACCAAAGGGAGGUAAACGAAAGGCAAGCAAAAGAUCUGGCAGACAAAUAUGGCAUACCGUACUUCGAAACAAGUGCUGCUACCGGACAGAACGUGGAGAAGGCUGUGGACACGCUUCUGGACUUGAUAAUGAAGCGUAUGGAGCAGUGCGUGGACAAGACACAGGUCUCCGACACAGCCAACGGAGGAAGCUCGGGGAAGCUGGAUUCAGCAAAACCAGAGGAGAAGAAGUGUGCCUGCUAAACGUCACCUCUAAACUGUGAGAACGAACGAGAGUGUUUCAUCAGAAUAUGGCUGACCUACCACCAAAUUCAAACCGGCUCUCUUGAGCCAUGCACAGAAGCAAAGUUGCAUUGUUUUAUUGGGAUUGUGCGUGUUUCUCCAAAGAACUGGUUUAAUACUAAAAGCUGUGUUUCAGUGGGGCUCUUGGGCUGAAAUGAUUCUUCCUGAUACGGUGCCACCUUCAUGGAAAACUGUCCCACCUCUUCUUCCCCACUCCUUUUCCCCCAGCCUUCACCUUUCUUUUUCCUGCGAUCGGGAUACUGAAUAGAGGAAAGUAGCUUUAUUUUUUUAAAAAAGGAGGGAAAGAACCUGUUGUCUGCAUACACUGGAUAUUGAAAUUAAAAUGGAGGUGGGUGGUUUUCUAGGUCUGUGCCAUUUUUCCACAGAAUCCCGUUUCUUUACAAUUCUUAAUCUGCAUCAGGGAGCGUGUGUUUUCUAAGGCAGUGAUACAAAAGCUUUUAUGUGGCCUAUUAAGAAAAACUUUUAUCACUUGAACAGAGUAAGCAAUGCUGUGAAUCCAUCCUGACUGAGCCACCGAGACGGUGGUUGGGGGGGUGGGUUGUAUGUGUGUGUGUUUUGGGUUUGGGGGCAGGAAGUAGGGCAUUUAAUUUAAAAAAAAAAAAAAAAAUUAUCAGGGAAUUGUGCAGCAUUGCUUGUGUUGCCAAUAAUCCAAGCAGGGAUUGGAGUGUUAUGGGAAAAAAAGUAUGGAGAGGGAUUCUGACGCUGCAGGGACAGUUUAUAAAGGAGAGAGUGUAACGUAUGGGAACUGAGAUAAACUAUAUUUUAUGAAACAGCUUCUUACCGUUAGCAAAAAAAAUAUCCUCCCCUUCUAAACUUAAGGAAACUAUCCUUUUUCUUCUUUUUCUCUGGGUAACUGCGUAUCGCAGGUAGGACAUAGGAGAGAGCUUGUGGCUGUUUGCACCGCCCAGAAGGGAACUGUGAACGCUGCUGUGCUCAGAGAGCCUCUGAGUUAUCACUGCAGCUUUGCCGGGUCCUCCACACGCAUAGCUUUUCAACAGAGGACAGCUUUUUCGUCCUCUUAAAUGCUCUGCUGGAGGGCAGAGUGGAAAAAAUGUCAUGUUGGAACGCUGGGAGUCCAGAAUAUAUAACCAACUAGACAGACGCGUGCCGCGGAAGUGCGCAGGGAUCUCGGCGCGGAGGGUGGAGGCUGCUCUGUUGGUGUGCUGCGGCGGAAGGGUGCGAUGCAAAAGAUUUCUGCUCCGGGUGAAAGCAAGUUCUAGUGAAAUAGCAAGUUGCUUGUCACAAACAAAGACGAAUACAGGAAAAAAUAAAGAAAAAAUACUAUAUUUGUAAGUAUAGAUCAUUUUCUAAAUACUAGUUACAGCAUAUUUAUUAGCCUACCCUGUCCUUUUUGUAGAAUAACUGUUCUGUUUUUAUACAGGUGGUAGUUAAAGGUCUAUUUGUGUUUAUUGCACUUUAAGCUACUUUCAAAUCAGUCGGGAGGGCGCGUUGGGGGGUGAAAACGGAUCUCUUUACAAGUCAGGUUUAAUUGGUUGGGUUGGCAGGGUUGCGGACUUCCGUUCAUUUAAAUGUUUUCAGCUUUGAUUGAUUCAAAAUUGCAAACUUUGUGAAUAGCAAGCUCAUAAAGUGUUUCAGUGCUUCCCAGAAAUGGAGAAUUUACCAGAUUCACUGCUGAAAAAAUAACAGGUUUUUCGGCCCAGUUCCUCAAACGAUGUUUACUUGGUGAUUUGGCACGUUAACAGGGCAGAUGGUACAUCCAUAGGAGCAGGCCCACUGGGUGAAGAACCAAAUAGCUGCCAUUACCAUGCCAGAAACCUAACUCUCAGGCUGUAAAGAUUGUGUAAGUGAUAGACUAUACCUAAAGGCUAUAUAUACUGUAUACUAUACAAAUGGGUAUAAUGCAGGUCCUUUUAUAGGCUAUAGACAGUCCUAACAGCUCAAGAGGUGGAAAAGCUGUUGUGGUAGUCAACGGGUGAUUUCCCAGGCAGGAGAUGUACGUCGGCUGGUAGCAAGCAGGCUGAUAGGAGGUCGAUUCCUUGGUUACCUGAGAUACGUAGGCUGGAGGUUCAGGGUGAAGCUGCAUUGCUUUUUAAUAUGUAGCAUAAAACAUAAUUAAAUUGUAGUACGUCUUGAGUUCCUGAAAAUGAUGGUCUGAGGAGCUCCCCGUCUCGCUUCCAAAGAAAUCUCUCAUUUUGUGGCAUCAGAUUUUUGUCCUUUGAACAGGAGUGAAAGAAGUUGCUAAGAAUGGUAAACGAGCGACAGUCAAGCAAAGCGUGUUUCCCAGCGCAGCUGCAGUACAGCUUCUCUAAAAGCUGUUAAAAACUGAAAGGGACUUCAGUUGCAGACAGAUGAUUCAGGCAAAGGUGUGUGAAAUCCCAAACCUGGCGCAGUUUCAAAGCAUCUUAAUGAUGCUCAGUUGCUUUUAUUAACCUCUCCGCCUGCCAAAACUAGCACUCUUAGAAGAAUAAUAAUUUUUAAAAAAAAGAAAAAAACACAGCAGUGAUACCCAGAACAGUGUGGUCUAAAGGAAGGCAUCUCCUAAUCUUGCCACUGAGCUUCAGGGACUGUGAACUGUCCGAGCUGGCAGUCCGUUACCGGGGCACUCUGCUCCGUAAGGACACGCUCUCUGAAACUCUCCCGUGCGGAUGGGGCGAGCGCACGGCCAGCCCUCGCAGCCCAGUGUUGCUCAAGGGGUCUGCUUAGGAACGAAAGGGAAAUGGCCGUAGUAAAAUUCCAUUGCUUGGUUUGUAUUUAUAUGCCUACUAAUACAAGAAACUGAUUAUUAUUGUUUUAAAAAACCCAAAAAGGAAUCUGUAAAUACAUGUGCAACUAUUAACCCAAUAGGAUUUUGCCAUCAAAACUUUGUUUGGAGGAAAGGAAGAGAAGUUUAAACGUGUUUCCUUGCCUGGUAGGUGGUAUAGUAGCUCUUGGUUAUUAAAUUCAAAAAAGAGGAACAUGGUAAGUGAUUCUACGUGGCUGCCAACAGCUUUGUUGCUCAUCAGGUUAACUCUCUUCGCAAAAAACUAGAUAACGAACUCUUACUAAAAAACGCCUUCUGUCCCCUCUCCAUCAUCAUUUGACUCUUGCUCUGUUUUUUUUUCCUUCAUAACUAUUCCUCUUAGGUUUCACACGCCCACCAGCAGAUUCACAUUCUUAUAUGUCCACUUGGUGACGUCCGUCUGUCUUCCUGCAGCGUCACCGCUCUUGCGAACCCCCCGCCGAGCAACUGCAGCCCUGCACGGGUGACUCAGGGCCACUCCUUGCUGCUGUGGUAGGAACCGAAAGCGAUAGCAGCCUUAAGGUUCACAAGUUCUAUGUAAUAUCCAGGAAAUAAUGGUAAUUGCAAUGCAGACUGUAGUGGAUCCCCUUAGGUAAUUUUUCCAGCUGCAGCGUGGUGAGCUGGGCACAGUGUGAGCCCCUGCUUGUGACCUGCUGGAAAAGAGCUGGUGGGGCGGUGUGGCGCGGCCGAGCCACCCCCACGGCAGGGAGUGCCGUCCUGCCUACGGGCUGCUGCGACGCCAGGGAGGCGCAGCGUCUUGGCACAGCAUUUCCCUAGUUCCAGCUCUGACUGCACUGUGAGCUCCUGAAUGUACCCCUCCCUGGAGCCACGUAUCCUACCCUUUCCAUCCUUUUUGCACGCCGGUUGCUUGAAGUGUUUCACUUUGACGUGUUCAGGCCUAUAAAUUCUUCCAGGACACCAGCCUGGGAAGUGAAUUUGUUUUCACUUAACAUCUCUGGUGGGAUAUAGCCUCAUCCCAUCCCACUAGAACUUGAAUGCAGAUUCUGUUGUUGCAAAAUUUGAUUCUACAUAUUUGAAUUGCAAAUAAGGCAUUUGCUUUUGAGCACAAAUCCAACUUGUUUGCAAGCCUUGCUAGAUAUCCCCCAUCAGGCCUGGAGAGGGAGGGAAGGUCCUAUGAUACUUUAUCCAGGGUGAUGAUAUUAAAAAUUAAAUGUCAGUGCUGGUACUGUAACCCUGGGGGGUUUUGUCUUGAAUUUCGGUCCGGGCACUGGUUUCUCAAGGUCUCUUUUUGUGUCAUGUUAGAAAUACCUUAUUUCAGUUCUCCAGUAUCCCUCCAGGGAAGUGCUCUUGCUGAAGACUUUAUGGCGCAGCGUGUGUGGUAAUUUCUGAACCAAACAGUGCUGUGCACUGACAAAGCUGAUGGUAAUACCCGUCCUUCAGAGGCGUGACUUGCAGGACCUUACACUGAGAAUAAUUUUGGUUUCCUUUUCUCUCUGCAUAGUUCUGCCAUCCUCGUCUCCAGCAGCCGUCUCGGGCUGCGAUCUUUGCCAAGACACUUCAAGGUACCCAACUUCUUGUUGAAUCUGUUCCCUUCAUCCUCCUGGCGUGUCCCAGUUAGCUCACGUCCACAGCGUAACGGCGUUACACCUCUAGUCUUGUCCUUAGAGCUCACCGUAGUCCGUUCUUCCUGAUCUACAGGUAUUUUUGUUCUCCCAAGUUUUAAGCGUGAAUGUAAAACUGUGGCAUCAAAAAAAUGUUAAUGCACUAUUCUCGAGUAGUGCUGGGGUGCUGAGCUACGGCCGUAGGCGCUACAGGAUCCCCUGGCUGCAGCUCCCUCCGUUCGCCUGCCGCCUCCCGCUCAGUGUGUCUUGGGGGAACAAAUGUGUCCCUUACCCCUCGCUAAAGAUUUGCGGUGCCAAAGCGUGGUGCUGAGGUCUGGUGUUGCUGCUCCGCUUGUAAACUGCCCCAUUUAGUGAAUUCAGACCCGGGAGGAGUGAGGAAACUUAGAGGCAGCAGGGAAUGUCUCUAAGCUGAUGUUGCUGCUCUUACUCUGGCGUUCGUGCAUCCUUUGCUGACCUUGCCCUCGCCUUCCCCAGCCCCUCGCCUUGGAGUAGUAGUGCCAAGGCCUUUUUUAGGAAUGCAAGAAAGGAAAUGUGCUGUUGUCAAAUGGGAUUUUCUUUUUUUUUGGAUGCAUACACUGAAAAGUGUACUUCUCAGCUGUAGAGCUCACUCCAGCAGUGAAUUUACACUGCCUGUGUUUACAUGCUGCUGCUGCGG